Molecule: messenger RNA, 630 nt
Organism: Arabis nemorensis
Lineage: Eukaryota; Viridiplantae; Streptophyta; Magnoliopsida; Brassicales; Brassicaceae
Source: the annotation of a GenBank genome assembly
AUGAAGCAUCUUCUCCGACCACAAUUCCUUGUCUUGAAGAAGAGGAUCCUUCCUUGCAGGUGUUCCUUCCUCCAUUUUCCCAAAACCAUCCCUUCUCCUGAUCUCUCUCAUGACUCUCUCAAGCGUCGGAUCGACCGAGCUUCUGAUUCCACCGUCUCCAUCAUCCCUUUGCUCCGUGAAUGGUCCCAAUUCGGCAAUGGAACAACUCUCUCAGAUCUCAGGCGAAUCAUCUCUUCUCUUCACGGAAGCAACCGAUUCUCUCAUGCCCUCCAGAUUUCUGAGUGGAUGAGUGGCCAAGACAUCUACAAUCUGACUUCGUUAGAUUACGAGACUAGGCUUCUCUUGAUUGCAAAAGUUCAUGGUCUCCAAGAAGCGCACGGGUUUUUGGACACAAUUCCACUGCAAAUGAGGGGUUUUUACGUGCACAGCGCUCUCUUGAACCGCUGCAAAGCCGAGAGCUCGUUGAGCAUAGCCGAGUCCACUUUUCAGAACAUGAGUGACCUUGGCUUCACUAAAAACCAACCUGAACCUUACAACACCAUGCUCUGUCUCUACCAUGAGGCUGGAAACCACGAUAUGGUCGUGAACCUUCUGCGCGAGAUGGACAAUUACGACAUGGAACCAAAAUGA